This is a messenger RNA of Pyrenophora tritici-repentis Pt-1C-BFP, 276 nucleotides long. Lineage: Eukaryota; Fungi; Ascomycota; Dothideomycetes; Pleosporales; Pleosporaceae. The record is from RefSeq and is a predicted model, not a curated record.
AUGAAGGCAAUUACUUUCUCUUCCAUACCUUCAGUGUUACUCAUUCUCUCCGGAGUUUCCCAUGUCAAGGCAGCACCAGCACCAGCAACAAAAGAGGGAUAUGCAGCUACCGGCGUCAAUUGGGAUGCUUGCUGCGAUACUUCUUCCGUAUGGACUUCCUUUGUGGAUGCCAAAGAUAAAAGCAUCAAAUGGGGUUUUAUGACCUGUCGUUGGGAGACAUUUGAGUCCUUAUCUUCUUACACGCUCAUCAGGCCAGGCCUCGUGCGCUGGAGGUGA